GCUGGUUAUGCUUUUGAGUUGAUUCGCGACUUUAAAGCAGAUAUAAUCGUUGGUCCUACUUGUAAUAUUCCGUCGAUUUCUGUCGGAGCCAUUACUGCGUAUUACAAUUUACCUCUCUAUACAUGGGGAUUCACAACCGCUAACGAACUUGCUGAUACUAUUAGAUUUCCUACUUGUGUCGUACUUACCCCGAAUUACUUGACUUUGAGCUUAGCAUUGCUAGCCGUCAUGGAUCAUUUUAGUUGGGAUGCUUUUGCUUUUAUCUACUCAGCCAGCGAAGAUGCACAAAAGUGCCCGAUUUUCUUGGCAGAUGUCCAAGUAAGUUAG
This is a messenger RNA of Cylicostephanus goldi, 327 nucleotides long. Lineage: Eukaryota; Metazoa; Nematoda; Chromadorea; Rhabditida; Strongylidae. The record is from the annotation of a GenBank genome assembly.